CUGAACCGAUGUUUAGCUUCUGGAAUUGGUUAAUUGCCAUGUUUUAGAUUAUUCACAUUGUAGUCCCGCCUUCUGAGGAUUUACACCAAUCGGAGCCUAACUUCCGAAGUGACCGCUGAUCAGGAAGACAUCUGGCGCUAUCGUGAAAGCUGGUGUCGGCUACCUGCCGGGUAUGCCAUUAUUCCAGCUGUAACAUCUGCAGUAUGGCCCAUGAUUUCUGCCUCGACACAGGCUUGGACACAAUUCAACCUUGACAUUUAACGUUAGCCUACAAUACCAUUGUGUUCGAGAAUAUUCGUGGGAGCAUCUCAGGGCACCAUUCCAAGCGGAGCACUCUAGACCACAACGAACUUCAUAACAACAAUGAUUGGCCUGAAAUACCAUGUUUCCCUACCUGUGGCUGCCGGUGCCUUGUUAGUUGGGAUUCCUUACAGCAUUUCACUUGUCGCUCAGUGGCUGUAUGGGUGGCCUAAUAAACCAGGUUACAAGAAGUACAUUGAGGGUCUGAAGCCCAGGCGCAUAUACGGCCUCUCUAGGGCAGUACUGGAAAUGCUGAAAUACUUCCAGUAUGGCAGACUGUAUUUCCAGUGGAAGUCUUGGUACAAGAAUGUUAACAACGACAAGCAUUAUGUAAAAGGUAUCACUUUUGGUCGCAGGGGCAAGGAGUUGGAUUUAUACCAUUCUCCAAACAUGGAUCAGCAUAAAGUUGUACCUGUGGUCGUGUUUAUAUUUGGUGGUGCUUGGGGGUCAGGAGAGAGAAGCACGUACUGUCUGCUUGCUAUACAAAUGGCCAAGGAACUCAAUGCCAGUGUGGUUUGCCCAGAUUAUUCCACCUAUCCGGAGGGGAAUGUGUUAAAUAUGAUCGAGGACAUAUCAGACACCCUACUAUGGGUGAGGGAGAAAGGACAUCUGUUCAAAAUUGACAAGGACAACAUAGUGUUAAUCGGCCACUCCGCCGGGGCCCACCUCUGUGCUCUGACCACACUUUUCCUGAUUGACGGAGCAGAGGAGCUUGGUAUAGAGGCAGCUAAACAGGAAAAAAUGACUUCAGCAAUCAAGGGAAUCGUGGGGUUAAGUGGAGUUUAUAACAUCUUGGACCAUUAUCAACAUGAAAGAAUGCGUGGGGUGGAGUAUGUCUCAACAAUGCACAAAGCCAUGAAUGGAGUGCAGAACUUUAGUUAUUACUCACCUACUCAUGCAAUUAAAAAACUUGAUGAAGAAAAAAUAAAAAGAGUCCCUCCCUUUGGCUUGCUUCACGGAACCAAUGACAUCAUAGUUCCGGAGGAGUCAUCGGUGAAAUUCUCCAAACUCCUGACUUCCCUUUCUGUGAAAUCGUCUCUCUACCUGCUGCCUAAAAUGGACCACACAGAGAUAGUUACUGAUCUGAUGGCGCCAAACAGACAUUUCUAUCACACUCUCUAUGGCUGUAUCAAACAGGAGUACAGUAAAUUCAUUAAAACAUGCUAAAUCGUUCCUCCUCCACAAAUCAACCAAGUGCUGAAUUUGUGUCUUUUUCUGACAUAGACCAUUUUGUUAACAACUUGCUUUUCUACCUAGUGCUGUAUUAAACUUCAUUGUCAUUUCUUUACAGACAUUCUUUUUACAGUUUUACACAAAGAUAUCCUGUUGACAUGUUUACCCCUCAUGUGUGAACAAGAGAUACUAUUAAAAUCUUAUUUGCAAAAAGA
This is a messenger RNA of Clupea harengus (Atlantic herring), 1688 nucleotides long. RefSeq lists its product as uncharacterized. Gene Ontology annotation, molecular function: arylformamidase activity. The record is from RefSeq and is a predicted model, not a curated record. Lineage: Eukaryota; Metazoa; Chordata; Actinopteri; Clupeiformes; Clupeidae.